CAGAUCUGCAUUCACGUGACUUCUUGUAACUACCGAAAGGGGGAAAGUGAAAGUAAAAAGAAGUCAGUGAAUGUGACACAGCAGUCAACCUCCUUCACCUCCUCUAACUGCGCAACCAGAGCAGACAGAGAAGCAGUUUUGUCAACGGGGAGCAGAGGAGCUGAAACAAAAAUGACUAAUCAGGGGGAGAAAAGAUACGACCCCAAAGACACCACUCUGAAGUUUGUGAACAGACCAGAUGAUCUGGAUCCACUACCACCAGAGGAGGGAGACAAGUGUCUCCGAGCAGAGAUGUCAUGCGGUCAUGCCGUCACCCCGGAGUCUCUCACCGGGUGGUGCCGCAGCCUGCUGGAUCAGGGCCAGUACAAAUUUAAGUGCCCUGCUUUAAUGGUCGACACAUUACAUAAGUGUGAUGAAGACUGGUCUUAUCAAGAGGUGCGCAGACUGGCAGUGCUGACCCCCGAAGAGAUGCAGUACUUUGAGGAGAACAUUGCACGUCUGGCUGCCACAGAGUACUGUGAGUUUAAAACAUGUCCUGGGUGUAAAACCUAUCUGGAGAGAGAGGACCCGAGUAACCUCAACGUGCAGUGCACAGUCUGCACAUCAGACAAGCAGAAAGUUUACAAUUUCUGCUGGCAGUGUCUGAAGAAAUGGAAGGGUGCAGCUCCGCGCUCCGACCGCUGCGACAACUACGGCUGCGUCAACCACGACCUCGAGCUCCUCAGGACCUGCAGGACCGCCGUCCUCGAUCAGGUUGAGGGGGUCGACGCGUGCCCCUCCAUCCGGGCCUGUCCCACCUGCGGUCAGAAGGUGGAGCACGACAAAACGGGCUGCAAGAACAUCAUCUGCCCUCGCUGCCUGGUUGAGUUCUGCUUCGUGUGUCUGAAGCUCACUCCUAAGUGCCUGGAGACGAGCUCCUACUUCAUCGCCUGCAGUGAUGGCGUAGCUCCCAGACAAACCUCCAUACCUGUGUGGCGCAGAAAAUAGGAGCGAAUGUGCACACGGUCACUGCUCAUGAUGUGUCUUACUGCCUUCUUCUGUCACACUAUAUGCUGUUCUUCCACUGUUGGAUUUUAUUCUAAGAUUCUAUUUGCAACUGAAGCUCAAAGUCUAGACUUAGCUUAUUUGUUCUAUAACAUUGUGAGCAUUAAACAUAUCUACUGCAUUUCUCGUGAUGUCGUAAAAGGCUGGUUUGUGACGCUGCCACUGAAAGUUAGCACUGAUCUCUGUUCAUCAUUGAUAACUGUAUCACGUAAUAAAGUUUACCCUUUAAAUAA
Molecule: messenger RNA, 1277 nt
Organism: Anarrhichthys ocellatus (wolf-eel)
Lineage: Eukaryota; Metazoa; Chordata; Actinopteri; Perciformes; Anarhichadidae
Product: probable E3 ubiquitin-protein ligase ARI5
Exons: 4
Coding region: 172-987 (271 amino acids)
Source: RefSeq, a predicted model, not a curated record